This is a messenger RNA of Cyanistes caeruleus (blue tit), 887 nucleotides long. Lineage: Eukaryota; Metazoa; Chordata; Aves; Passeriformes; Paridae. The record is from RefSeq and is a predicted model, not a curated record.
GCACUACCACAGCAUGGACAUCUUCACCCACUACGACAUCCUGACUCCCAACGGCACCAAGGUGGCCGAGGGACACAAGGCCAGCUUCUGCCUGGAGGACACCGAGUGUGAGGAAGAUGUGGCCAAGAGGUACGAGUGUGCCAACUUUGGGGAGCAGGGCAUCACUGUGGGCUGCUGGGACCUGUACCGGCACGACAUCGACUGCCAGUGGAUCGACAUCACUGACGUCAAGCCAGGCAACUACAUCCUGCAGGUCGUGAUCAACCCCAACUUCGAGGUGGCAGAAAGUGACUUCACCAACAAUGCCAUGAAAUGCAACUGCAAGUACGACGGGCACCGCAUCUGGGUGCACAGCUGCCACAUCGGAGAUGCGCUCAGCGAGGAGGCCAACAAGCGGUUUGAGCAGUACCCAGGUCAGCUCAACAACCAGAUUUCAUAGGACCCCGGCCCUGGGGAGACAGGCAUCUCCCUCCCUCACCCCAUACGGGUGGGAGGAAGCCGCUGGGAGACCGGCAGGGAGGCCUGAUGCCCAGUGCUGCUGCCACUGUGUCCUGCCGGGGACUGCCCAGGACUCACCACCGGCUGCCCUUCCCCACCUCGGUGGGGCUGGUGCUGGAGACACCAACACCUGCACCUCCCAGCCUGGGGCUGCCACCCCAACCACUGGCCAGAAGACCGUGCCCACAUCCCCUGGGCUGCGGCACACGGGUACGGUCCGGGAGGUGCUGCACCCCAACUCCCACAACCCACACAGGGCCCCAGGAGCCCCUGGUCCCCCGGGGAUGGUGCAGGUGUCUCUGCCCACAGCGCUGCCCAGGGGUAGCUUCUACCCCACCUCUCAGUUGUAAUUUUAUUUCCUCUAUAAAGUUGUAAGUUCUAUUUCCCAA